CAGUACCUUACACGUACUUCUUCGACAUUUUAAACUAGUCGAUUGUCUUUCUUUCGCUCGCGCGGUUGUUUUAGGACCGGAAUUGAUUAAACGUUAUUUCGUUUUACCGGUUUUUAAAACCUUUUUUUAAUGAUAUUUGAUGCGAAAAAGAUCCUACAUAUUUUAGCCCUAAAAAAUUUUUAGUUGUUAUAUGAAUUGUGGAGUUAAUGUAAAAUGCAACCUUCACUCAUCCCAUAAUGAGAAGAAACAUGCAGCAACUCAUCAGAAGAAUACGUCUUCUCUUGGAUUCCUCAAUUUUUCAUUCUACGUUAGACACAUAUAAGAAUAUAGCGCGCUUAUGAUAACAAAAAACGGAUCAUCUAAAAAAAUAAGAUAUAUGCCAUUUUAGUUGUUAGAUAAUAUAAACUAGUCAAUUUAGAAAUAAGUAAUUUAUAUUAACUAAUUGUGCCAAAUAUAGUUUCAAACAAAACCAAAAAGAUAUGGCAGUUAUAGCGGUUCCUGCAAUAGCAACAGCUGUCAAAGCUGGAGUGGCACUGAUUGGUGUCGGAAAAGUUGCAGUUUUGCCAUUUUUAAUAGCUGCCCUCACGUAUUUUCAUUAUGAUCAGUUUGAUCCAGAAAAUAGACCGGUUGAUAGAGAUCCAGACUCAAAAUACGAUUUCAUAGUGAUUGGUGCAGGCUCCGCUGGAGCGGUGAUGGCUAAUCGACUCUCGGAAGUACCACAAUGGAAAGUACUUUUACUGGAGGCCGGAGGACAUGAAACAGAGAUAUCAGAUGUACCGAUUUUAAGCCUUUACUUGCAUAAAAGCAAACUUGAUUGGGGUUAUAAAACUGAGCCACAACCAACAGCCUGCCAAGCCAUGAUAGAAAACAGGUGCAGUUGGACUAGAGGAAAAGUCCUAGGAGGAUCGAGUGUCCUUAACACCAUGUUAUACAUAAGAGGAAAUAAAAGAGAUUAUGACAGGUGGGCCCACUUUGGAAAUGAAGGCUGGUCCUAUGAAGAAAUCCUUCCAUAUUUCAAGAAAAGUGAAGAUCAGAGGAAUCCUUACUUGGCACGGGAUAAAAGAUAUCAUGCCACAGGUGGCUAUCAAACUGUCCAAGAUAAUCCAUAUAACACACCACUAGGCAUUGCGUUCCUUGAAGCUGGACAAGAAAUGGGAUAUGACGUAAGAGAUAUAAAUGGCGAAAAACAGACUGGAUUUGCCUUAUAUCAAUUUACUAUGAGACGAGCAUCUAGAUGUAGUACAGCCAAGGCCUUUUUGAGGCCAAUAAGACAAAGACCAAAUUUUCACCUCUCACUAUGGAGCCAUGUCACUAAAAUACUGAUAGAUCCUAAAACCAGAAGAGCUUAUGGAGUAGAGUUUAUCAAAAAUGGAGAAAAACGUACUGUUUAUGCCAAAAAAGAAGUAAUUCUGUCUGGAGGAGCAAUCAAUAGCCCCCAACUCCUAAUGCUUAGUGGGGUAGGUCCUGCACAACACCUUCAAGGGCAUGGCAUUCCAGUUAUACAUGACUCCCCUGGCGUAGGACAAAAUUUACAAGAUCACAUUGCUGUUCCUAUCACGUUUUUGAUUGAUCAUCCAAUAUCACUUGUAAUUAAUAGAUUGGUCAACCUUAACACUGCAUUAAGAUAUGCUUUAAAAGAAGAUGGACCACUGACUUCAUCAAUUGGGUUAGAAGCGGUUGGUUUUAUUCCAACGAAAUAUGCCAAUAGGUCCGACGAUUGGCCUGAUAUGGAGUUUAUGAUUUUAAGUACUACUACUGCCGCUGAUGGAGGUACUCAAGUAAAAAAAGCUCACGGCCUUACUGACGAGUUCUACAAGGAAGUCUUCUCAGAGAUCAACUAUAGAGAUACAUUCGGCAUAUUCCCAAUGAUGUUACGCCCCAAAUCACGUGGGGAAAUAAAGUUACGUUCCAAAAACCCCCUAGACUCUCCCCUUUUAUAUCACAACUACCUGACCCAUCCCCAUGACGUCAACGUACUACGAGAAGGGGUGAAAUCUGCCAUAGCAUAUGGAAACACCGAGGCACUGAAGAGGUUCGGUUCAAGAUUUCAUGAGAAACAAAACAGAGUACCUAAGUGCAAACAUUUACCACCAUACACUGACGAAUAUUGGAAUUGUUUUAUCAGGCAAUAUACCUUAAGCAUUUACCAUUAUUCUUGUACGGCUAAAAUGGGUCCCCAAGAUGAUCCCUAUGCCGUUGUUGACCCUCAAUUAAGGGUGUAUGGAGUAUCGGGCUUAAGGGUUAUAGAUGCUUCAAUAAUGCCCACCAUACCAAACGGCAACAUUAAUGCUCCUACUAUAAUGAUAGGAGAAAAAGGAGCCGAUUUGGUUAAGAGUUAUUGGUUUGCAGUUGGUAGGAGAAAACGAAGAGAGCUGUUAAAAGAAAAUGAGCUUAAUCACGAUCCCGUGGUUAGAUUUAAUGCUAAGUUAAGAGAUGAUGGGAAUAUUACGAGAGUAAUAUUUUAGAUUAAAAGUUUUAGUAUUCUUAAUUACCACAAGUUAAUCUAAUUUAAUGAAUAUUAUAUAAGAUGUAAAUAGUCAUAUUAGAAAAAUAGAUGAAAAUUGCCAUUAUUUUAUUAUAAAUAGAUAGGUCGUAGAUCGAGAAUAUUAUUUUAUUAAGUUGUUUUUAAGUAAAUGCUCAACACCUAACUUGCUCAUUGAAUUGUACAUAGUAGCUUCUAGGCCAUUUUUGUAUUUUUUUAAUAAAAAAAUGAUUUAAUAUAAACAAAAAAGUAAAAUCUUA
Anthonomus grandis grandis is the source of this 2742-nucleotide messenger RNA. Its product is annotated as glucose dehydrogenase [FAD, quinone]. Lineage: Eukaryota; Metazoa; Arthropoda; Insecta; Coleoptera; Curculionidae. The record is from RefSeq and is a predicted model, not a curated record. Gene Ontology annotation, molecular function: oxidoreductase activity, acting on CH-OH group of donors; flavin adenine dinucleotide binding. The transcript is spliced from 11 exons. Bases 480 to 2465 code for a protein of 661 amino acids.